AAACCAAUGGCGCCCACGCUUUUCCUCAGAAACUUCUGCUUAAACAUUACUUCCUGUCGAACCCUCUCCAUUCUGUUUAAAAUAAUAAUGGGUUUUCAAUUGUAUUCGAGAUUCAAAGAACAUGGUAAGAUCUACGGUAAAGCACAGCUUCACAAAAUCAACAGUCGUUUUAGCGCUUGUAUUUCUUCUUGCGGUCGCUCUCACGGUGGAUUUUUUAUGGGCGUCUAUGUCGUCUACUUCUUCAAUCGCGUCCUCCUGGACUAGUCGGAAGGAUCGCAUUGUUGUUAUACCAAACGCCGGCAAUCAUACUGAAAACAAAAAGUUGAUUAUUUUGCAGAAGUUUGAUAAUAAAGAAGACAAGAAUAGGGGUUCUCAGAGAGAUUUAUCUGGGACAUUUGCUGAUUUACCUGCUCCAGAAUUAGAAUGGGAACAGAUGCCGUCAGCUCCUGUGCCGCGAUUGGAUGGUUUUGCAAUUCAGAUUAAGAAUCUUUUAUAUGUGUUUUCAGGAUAUGGAACCCUCGACUAUGUUCAUUCUCAUGUUGAUGUUUACAACUUCAUGGAUAACUCGUGGGGAGGGAGAUUUGAUACGCCAAAAGAUAUGGCGAAUUCUCAUUUGGGAAUGGCCAGUGAUGGGAGAUACAUAUAUAUAGUGUCUGGGCAGAAGGGUCCCCAAUGUAGAGGUCCUAUAGCUCAUACAUUUGUGCUAGAUACCCAGACCAAGAAAUGGGAGAGCUUGCCUCCAUUACCAGCGCCUAGGUAUGCUCCUGCAACUCAGCUAUGGAGAGGCAGGCUUCAUGUAAUGGGUGGCAGCAAAGAAAAUCGCCAUACACCUGGAGUAGAACAUUGGAGUCUUGCGGUGAAGAAUGGCAAAGCACUAGAGAAGCAUUGGCGAAAUGAAAUACCCAUACCACGCGGGGGACCACACAGGGCUUGUGUUGUUGUCGAUGAUAGGCUCUUUGUCAUUGGUGGCCAAGAGGGUGACUUUAUGGCUAAACCUGAGUCACCUAUCUUCAAAUGCUCGCGGAGGCAUGAGGUUGUUUAUGGGGAUGUUUAUAUGUUGGAUGAUGAGAUGAAGUGGAAAGUCUUGUCCCCUAUGCCCAAACCAAACUCCCACAUCGAAUCCUCUUGGGUUAUUUUAAAUAAUUCCAUUAUUAUCAUGGGAGGAACGACAGAAAAGCACCCAGUGACAAAAAGGAUGAUCUUAGUUGGAGAGAUGUUCCAAUUUCAUUUGGACUCACUUAAAUGGUCUAUUAUCGGAAAGCUUCCAUAUCGAGUGAAAACUACACUGGCUGGUUUCUGGGACGGCUAUAUUUAUUUCACAUCCGGACAGCGUGACAGAGGACCUGAUAAUCCACAGCCGAGGAAAGUCAUCGGGGAGAUGUGGAGAACCAAGUUAAGCUUGUGAUGUUAUUUAUUUAUCUAUCUAUCUAUUUUUUGUCUUUCAAGUUAUUUGUAAUGUAUAAGUUCCCAAUUGUCAUUUUUUUGGAUACUAGGUGAAAAGUUUAUUAUUUAUUCUUUAGGGUACAAUAGGAUAGUCAUCUCCCUCUAUAAUGUACAAUGGAAUAGUCAAUAGUCAUAUAUAGGUGGUGAUUUGAUGAAUUGUGGCCAAUUUUGAAAACAUUUGCAAGUUGGCCAUUUCUUAGUUAAAAUGCUGUAAUACCCUUUUUGUAGAAAUGGUCAAUUUCUUUGUAGGGUUAUGAUUUCAUAA
Molecule: messenger RNA, 1708 nt
Organism: Olea europaea var. sylvestris
Lineage: Eukaryota; Viridiplantae; Streptophyta; Magnoliopsida; Lamiales; Oleaceae
Product: kelch repeat-containing protein At3g27220-like
Exons: 7
Coding region: 122-1405 (427 amino acids)
Molecular function (GO): protein binding
Source: RefSeq, a predicted model, not a curated record